Molecule: messenger RNA, 693 nt
Organism: Penicillium argentinense
Lineage: Eukaryota; Fungi; Ascomycota; Eurotiomycetes; Eurotiales; Aspergillaceae
Gene: cox5b
Product: cytochrome c oxidase subunit IV
Exons: 6
Coding region: 1-693 (230 amino acids)
Biological process (GO): mitochondrial electron transport, cytochrome c to oxygen
Cellular component (GO): mitochondrial envelope
Source: RefSeq, a predicted model, not a curated record
AUGUUCCUUCAACGCACUGCCUCCGCCCUCGCGCGGCGCACUCCUGCUCGCGCCGUCGCUGCCGUCCGUCCAUUCUCCUCGUCCAUCGUCCGCAACAACGCGAACAAGUGGACCCCCAAAGACCAGGACAAGGUCAAGGUCAAGCCCUUCGACGACAUCCACACCGAGGAUGAUCUCCUUCCCCCCGGUGCCAAGGAGGGUACCAUUCCUACCGACUUCAACCAGGCCACCGGUCUCGAGCGUCUGGAGCUCAUCGGAAAGAUGCAGGGCAUCGACAUCUUCGAUAUGCGACCCCUUGAUGCCUCCCGCAAGGGAACAAUUGACAACCCCAUCAUGGUCAAUGGUGCCGGUGACGAGCAGUACGCUGGUUGCACUGGUUACCCCGCCGACUCGCACCAGGUCAACUGGCUAACCGUUUCUCGCGAGCGUCCCAUUGAGCGCUGCAACGAGUGCGGCAACGUCGUCAAGCUGAACUACAUCGGACCCGAGGAGGACCCCCACUCCCACGACCACGACCACGGUCACCACCACCCCCCCUCACGAGGAGCCCAAGACUUUCGCCGACUACGUCAAGCCCGAGUACUGGUACCGGUAAAUCUGCGUCGCGCAAAUUGUCUCCGAUACGGUACAAACGCGCUAGUUUGUCUGUCGGUAUCCGUCCUAUAUUUGGCUUGUUUCCCGUCUCUUUUGUAG